This is a messenger RNA of Asterias rubens (European starfish), 1449 nucleotides long. Its product is annotated as CDP-diacylglycerol--inositol 3-phosphatidyltransferase-like. The transcript is spliced from 6 exons. The record is from RefSeq and is a predicted model, not a curated record. Gene Ontology annotation, cellular component: membrane; Golgi apparatus. Bases 58 to 717 code for a protein of 219 amino acids. NCBI's taxonomy places the organism in Eukaryota, Metazoa, Echinodermata, Asteroidea, Forcipulatida, Asteriidae. Gene Ontology annotation, molecular function: CDP-diacylglycerol-inositol 3-phosphatidyltransferase activity. Gene Ontology annotation, biological process: phosphatidylinositol biosynthetic process.
UGAAAAACAACAUUAAAUUUUCUGCGGCUGCUUGUUUGCCAGUUUUCAUCAUUUUAAAUGGCUGAAAACAUAUUUUUGUUUGUCCCAAAUCUCAUCGGGUAUGCCCGUAUCAUUCUUGCACUGAUUGCAUUCUAUUACAUGCGAACUGAUUAUGUAACUGCAACCUGGUGUUAUCUACUGAGUGGUCUACUGGAUGCGUUCGAUGGCCACGCUGCCAGGAUGCUCAAUCAAGGAACCAAGUUUGGUGCCAUGCUGGACCAAUUAACAGACCGCUGUGCAACCAUGUGUCUUCUAGUUACUCUUUCAGUCUUGUACCCUGACUACAUGUUCUGGUUCCAGCUGAGUAUGAUCAUUGAUGUUGCUAGCCACUGGUUACAUCUUCACAGCUCUAGCAUGAAAGGAAUAGCCAACCAUAAGAUGAUUGACAUGUCUGGAAACCCCAUCCUGCGUAUCUACUACACCUCCAGGCCCGUGCUGUUUGCCAUGUGUGCUGGUAAUGAGUUAUUCUACAGCAUGAUGUACUUGCUCUACUUCACUGAAGGACCACUGGUUCCCAUCGUGUCCUUCAGCAUCUUCCGCCUGAUCCUCAUCUUAUCUGCCCCAAUCUCCCUGGCUAAGACGGCCAUUAGCCUCCUCCAUCUCAUCACUGCCUCCCAGAACAUGGCUAUCAUUGACGUCGCUGAAAGGGAGCAGAGGGCUGCAGAGAAGAAGGAAUGAGAAAAGGUGAAAGGUCACCAGGUCAAAGUUCAGUUAAACCCAGUUAACUGAAAUUGUAUGUAUACCAAAUGGUUUUGUCCGAGUUCAAUAUUAAGGCCGUGUCCGAAACGGUGACUUCGGCCACAGCUACGACUAGAUCGUGCGCUUCUGCCUUCUUCAACACUGGCAGACGCGCUGAUCUAGCCGUAGCUGUAGCCGAAGCUGCUGUUUCGGACACGGCCACAACCACCUGGUUUUAACUGUGUUUAACUAGUUUAUCAACUGGUUUUCAACUGGUUCCAGUCAAAACCAUAUUAACUAGGUUCAACUGGAAUUUUGACCUGGGCAUGCAGAGAUCCACACCCUUAUCUAGGGACCAAUCAGUACCAACGUAUAGGCGGAGCCAAGAUCGACACACCUAUGAAAUCGGUAAAUUUUCAACCUUAAAUAGCUGUCUUUAUGAUUAUGCAUAGACAAAAUUGAAUAUUUUUGUGUGGAAUUUAUGUGCAGAGCUUAACAUGGUAUUAAAAAUAAUCAAUGAAAAUUCACCUGCACUUUUAUGUAAUAUUUCACUGUAGAAUGGAUGCUGUAUAUAAGAUCGAAUGUCGUAGAACAACUUAGCAGAACAAGAUAUAGGUUGUAAAGCACUUGUUAAAACAGAAACAGUCUCAGUGCUUAGUUUUUUAAAGGGCAAGGGCACCAAGGCAUUUUCUCCUUGGUAAAAAGGCAUCCUAUGAUGAAAUUUUAAAUUUC